AUGCCCCAAUGGUCUAUUAAAAAUCCCCAAAAAUUUACCCCUAAAUUUUCAGUUAAUUUAUCAACUAAUUGUCAAUUCAAAUUUACCCCUCCUCGAGGCUCUCUGAAUUUCCCUCGAGACGUUGCACGUUUAAAUGUCUUUCACGAGCAGAGUCGCCAAUUCGUUCUUUUCAAUCAAAAUUUCCCUAAUGGGUCCAAGCUCCUUUUUUCUUGUGCUAAUUAUUCGAUGGAUUUAUUGAGAGGACCUAGCCUUAGUGUUUGCCGUAAUGGGGAAUGGCUUCCUCCACCUCCUUAUUGUCAGAGAUUAGAUCGAACUAAGGCUAAUGACCAACAGCCGCCGCCAAUCGACUUUCAGGUUUCCGGCCAAUGGAGUAUUUCGCCAACCGGUGUUCUUCUAGUCAGUCGGUAUUAUAGACUUUUCUAUUUAAUUUCCUUAUAA
This is a messenger RNA of Meloidogyne enterolobii, 438 nucleotides long. Lineage: Eukaryota; Metazoa; Nematoda; Chromadorea; Rhabditida; Meloidogynidae. The record is from the annotation of a GenBank genome assembly.